This is a messenger RNA of Myotis davidii, 478 nucleotides long. It is a transcript of the gene RPS7, whose product is annotated as ribosomal protein S7. NCBI's taxonomy places the organism in Eukaryota, Metazoa, Chordata, Mammalia, Chiroptera, Vespertilionidae. Gene Ontology annotation, biological process: rRNA processing; ribosomal small subunit biogenesis; translation. Gene Ontology annotation, molecular function: structural constituent of ribosome. Gene Ontology annotation, cellular component: cytosolic small ribosomal subunit; small-subunit processome; 90S preribosome. The record is from RefSeq and is a predicted model, not a curated record. The transcript is spliced from 5 exons. The annotation marks the transcript as partial.
GCCCCCUCUCCCUCUCUAGGCCUUGCUGGAGCUGGAGAUGAACUCGGACCUCAAGGCCCAGCUGCGGGAGCUGAACAUCACCGCGGCCAAGCAUAAUGCUCUGUGUCCGCCCAUGCUGUUGCGAAUGGAAAUUGAAGUAGGUGGCGGUCGGAAAGCUAUCAUCAUCUUCGUCCCAGUUCCUCAACUCAAGUCUUUCCAGAAAAUCCAGGUCCGGCUGGUACGCGAGCUGGAGAAGAAGUUCAGUGGGAAGCACGUGGUCUUCAUCGCUCAGAGGAGGAUUCUGCCCAAGCCAACCCGAAAAAGCCGAACAAAGAAUAAGCAGAAGCGUCCCAGGAGCCGCACGCUGACCGCUGUGCACGACGCUAUCCUGGAGGACCUGGUCUUCCCGAGCGAGAUCGUGGGCAAGAGGAUCCGCGUGAAGCUGGACGGCAGCCGGCUCAUCAAGGUGCAUCUGGACAAAGCGCAGCAGAACAACGUC